Ochotona princeps (American pika) is the source of this 1991-nucleotide messenger RNA. RefSeq names its product cilia and flagella associated protein 52 (gene CFAP52). Lineage: Eukaryota; Metazoa; Chordata; Mammalia; Lagomorpha; Ochotonidae. Gene Ontology annotation, molecular function: protein binding. The record is from RefSeq and is a predicted model, not a curated record. Bases 96 to 1958 code for a protein of 620 amino acids. The transcript has 14 exons. Gene Ontology annotation, biological process: cilium assembly.
GUGCGUUGCCAUGACGACCUGGAGACGCUGCACCGACAACGGGGCUGAGACCCAACCAGAGGGAGCCUGGAAAGAGAAAAACGGGUCUGCCAGAGAUGAACGGCCAGGUUUCAACCAAAACUGGGGUGGCCGAGCUAGAGCUUGACACCGUGAUCGGUUUCAAUGGACAUGUGCCCACUGGCCUCAAAUGCCACCCUGACCAGGAGCACCUGAUUUAUCCGCUGGGUUGCACCAUCCUCAUUCAAGCCAUCAAUACUAAUGAGCAGAAUUUCCUGCACGGCCAUGACAACAACGUCUCCUGUUUGACCAUCUCCAAGAGCGGAAAUUACAUUGCCUCGGGACAGGUCACUUUCAUGGGGUUCAAGGCAGACAUCAUUUUGUGGGAUUAUAAGAAGAGGGAACUGGUUGCUCGGCUGUCGCUUCACAAGGGCAAGAUUGAAGCGCUGGCCUUCUCGCCCAACGACCUGUACUUGGUGUCGCUCGGAGGCCCGGACGAUGGAAGCGUGGUGGUGUGGAGCACAGCUAAGGGAGAGGCCAUCUGUGGCAGCCCAGCGGCCGGCCUCAAUGUGGGCAAUGCCACCAACGUGGUCUUCUUCAGGUGCCGAGACGAGAUGUUUGUUACUGCAGGAAAUGGGACGAUUCGCGUGUGGGAACUGGAUCUUCCAAAUAGGAAAAUCUGGCCAACUGAAUGUCAGACAGGACAGAUGAAAAGGAUAGUCAUGAGUAUUGCAAUGGCCGAAGAUGACAGCUUUUUCUACCUUGGCACUACAACUGGAGAUAUCCUAAAAAUGAACCCCAGGACCAAACUGCUGACAGAUACAGGGCCCCUAAAGGACAAGUACAGUCUGGGAGUGUCAGCCAUCAAGUGCCUGAAGAUGGGGGGUUUGCUGGUGGGCUCUGGAGCUGGAUUGCUGAUGUUCUGUAAAAGUCCCAACUACAAGCCCAUCAAGAAAAUUCAGCUCCAAGGGGGCAUCUCUUCCAUCACGCUGCGGGGAGAAGGACACCAGUUUUUCGUAGGAACAGAAGAAUCACACAUCUACCGCGUCAACUUCACCGAUUUCAAAGAGACUCUGAUUGCGACGUGUCACUUCGAGGCUGUGCAGGACAUUGUGUUCCCGUUUGGCACUUCUGAGCUCUUCGCCACCUGUGCCAAGAAGGACAUCCGGGUGUGGCACACCUUGUCCAACCGGGAGUUGCUGCGGAUCACGGUGCCCAACAUGACCUGCCAUGGCAUAGAGUUCAUGCGCGAUGGCAAGAGCCUGGUUUCAGCGUGGAAUGAUGGCAAAAUCCGUGCCUUCGCCCCUGAGACGGGCCGACUGAUGUACGCCAUCAAUAGUGCUCACAGGAUCGGCGUGACGGCCAUCGCCACCACCAGUGACUGUAACAGGAUCAUCAGUGGCGGUGGGGAAGGGGAGGUAAGGGUUUGGAAGAUCAGCAGCCAGUCUCAGAAGCUGGAGGAGGCCCUCAAGGAGCACAAGUCCUCUGUGUCCUGCAUCAGGGUGAAGAAGAACAACGAGGAGUGUGUCACCGCCAGCACUGAUGGCACGUGCAUCAUUUGGGACCUGGUGCGCCUCAGGAGGAAUCAGAUGAUCCUGGCCAACACCCUCUUCCAGUGUGUCUGCUAUCACCCCGAUGAGUUCCAGAUCAUCACCAGUGGGACAGACAGGAAGAUUGCUUACUGGGAAGUGUUUGAUGGGACAGUCAUCAGAGAGCUGGAAGGUUCCUUGUCCGGGUCAGUGAACGGGAUGGAUAUCACACAAGAGGGACUACAUUUUGUCACAGGAGGAAACGACCAUCUGGUCAAAGUUUGGGACUACAACGAGGGUGAAGUAACUCAUGUCGGGGUGGGACACAGUGGCAACAUCACACGCAUCCGGAUAAGUCCAGGCAACCAGUAUAUAGUGAGCGUCAGCGCGGAUGGAGCCAUCCUGCGGUGGAAGUACCCUUACCCCUCGUGAAGCCCCAGGGGCUGCCCAAGGCAGCGCGAGCGU